Messenger RNA from Thlaspi arvense, 507 nucleotides. The record is from the annotation of a GenBank genome assembly. NCBI's taxonomy places the organism in Eukaryota, Viridiplantae, Streptophyta, Magnoliopsida, Brassicales, Brassicaceae.
AUCCCGUCGAAGACCGUACCGACUCCGAUCGAGAAAGUUGUCUCUUUGGUCUCCCGAACCGGACGAGAUUUGCAGCGUUACGAUACCGCAGGGUAUCGUCAGGUCGUCGGAUGUGUACCGUACAGAUACAAGAAACAUGGUGGUGGAGAGAUUGAAGUUCUUUUAAUAAGUGCACAGAAGAAAGGGAAAGGGAUGUUAUUACCGAAAGGAGGUUGGGAGAUUGAUGAAUCAAUGGAAGAAGCAGCCUUGAGGGAGACAAUCGAGGAAGCUGGAGUUACGGGGAAGCUCGAAGAAACGCUCGGGAAAUGGCAGUACAAAAGCAAAAGACACAGCAUGAUUCACGACGGCUACAUGUUUCCUCUGCUUGUUAGCCAGCAGUUCGAGCGGUGGCCCGAGUCGGAAUUCAGACAACGGAAAUGGGUUUGUUUGUCCGAAGCGCUCGAGUUAUGUCAGGAUUGUUGGAUGAGAGAAGCUUUGGAAGCGUUCAUUAUCCGGAAGUGCCAAUGA